UUUUCUAUAGGGUCUGUGCAAGAGAUUGUUGUAACAAACAGACGCUGAAGCAGUCUGAAGGUUCAAGGUUUUAUAUAUAAAGGUUAUACCGCUCAUCAAAUACACACUGCAUGCAAGUAGUAGCAUGGUUUAAUACUUAAAAAGAAAAGAAGCCUGAAUGAAGACAUCAACGUUACUGAAAAUUAAUUGCUUUUAGUGUUGCUGAAUUUAACCCUUUUCCCGAAUCUCAGAAAAAUGGAAGGCUUAUGGAUCCUUCUUUUAGCUGUUCAUAUUAUAUACUACUGUGCUGCAUUUACUACGACUAAAACCUAUUAUGAAGAACUGAUGUACGGCCAAACCCUUAGUAUCAGGUUGCCGGAUGAUGCUGUGAGUUUGGAGUUUAUCUCUGUGGAUGAGUCACGGACAGAUGUUCUUUGGUCCAAAGCUUCCAUAACUAAAAGGGGAACAGUAUCGGGAAGUAACAGCGACAAAAGAUUUGUAAUUCAUUCUGUCACAUAUGAUGAUCAAGGAAAAUACACUCUAAUUAACUAUUGGCACCAAAAGACUUCCAUCCAUUUAUUAAUGGUUGUUGCUAAAAGAAGUAUCCAGAAUUGUGUGGCUGGAGAGUCCUUAAACAUUUAUCUGGGUGGUCUUCCGACGGUUGAUGCCACGCUACGUUUUUCAAACCAAGAUUUAAACCUCACUCUGGUGGAGCGUGGCUCAGCUGUGGGCAACUUCCAUCCUGACUAUAUGGGACGUAUCAAGGUGACUAGUAGCAACAUUCAGUUGCUCAAUGUCAAUGUGUCAGAUGUUGGCAGCUACACACUCAGUGAUCGUCUAAAUCGCAAAAUCAAGAUCAUCUCUAUGAACUUGGUUGAUCAUCAUGAGGGAGUGAGUGCAGGUCCUUUAAUGAGUCUGCUGAUCUUGCUAGGUAUACCACCCUGUAUUUUCUGUUACUGCAGAAAGAAGACAUGUAGAAAGAACAACCAACCUACUACCACCAUAAACACUACAACUGCCACUGUGAAGUAUGACAACCAGAUAAAUCCACCUGGGCCUCCGCCAGGCUAUGCCAAUCCUGCAGCUCCCACAGCGGGCUAUACUCCUGGUUACACUCCUGUAGGUGAGAGUACUGUUCAUCCUCCUCCCAAUCCCACAUUUCCUCCUCAACAACCAUACAGCGGAUAUCCUGCCACAUCACCUGCUAUGCCCCCUAACCCUGGCCAUACUCCUGGUUACCCUCCUGUAGGUGAGGGUACUGUUUAUCCUCCUCCCAAUCCCGCAUUUCCUCCUCAACCACCGUACAGUGGAUACCCUGCCACAUCACCUGCUAUGCCCAUUAACCCUCCCUAUAACCCUGUCUACCCUGCUGCAUCUGGGUUUCCUCCAGCUCAGCCUCCUCAAUGGGGUGGUCCUCCCUGCAACCAACCUGUUCCUGCUGGUCUUGCACCAGUGAUGUAUAAUGCUCCUGCUGGCUCUGAGCCAGUUAAAGGGGAAAUACCUCCUUCAACUCCACUACUUGCACCUCCACAGCCUGAGGUGCCACAGCCUCCAGCUCCAGGCACUGGCACAAAUGUCCUUACCUCCUCUGGCUCUGCUGUGCAAUUCAAUGUCAGCAUGGGAAAGGACUCAAGCUCUAACUUCCUGUAGAUUUUCCAUCCUCCUUUACAAUCUCGUAUGCCUGCUAAUUUAACCAUAACUGAUGAACCGUUGGAUUGCCUUUGAAGGGUUCCUUAGAAGAGAUGUUCUUCCUUUGCAAUUGAUGUUUACUGAACAUGAUAAUGAUGUGAUUCUGUUAAGAAUAUGUACUGAAUGAGUAAAUAUAAUAAGAAAUGUUUAAGAUAUAUGUAGUUUUGUAGAUGAAGGACAAACUUAAUUAAAUAAGAGCGGCUAGAUGCUCAGUUGGCUAAUUACCAAGUCCUUUUUAAGCAAAAUGCUCCGUUAUAAUCUUCAAUAACCCAGCUCAGGUUACAUAUGUGUAUAUCUCACAUAUAUAUGCAUACACACACCAUAUGUAUGUAUAUUUUUUUAAUCCUAUUGAUAGGCAUAUUUAAUUCCUGUUAUCCUACAGUAUACAGUAUACUCGGUUUUUAGAUCCAAUUACUCUUGGUUAUUUGUUUUUAUACACUAUUUUCGUCAGUUUUUGUUGAAACCUGUACAGGUACUUGUAUGGCAGAUGUGAGGAGAGGUUUAUUUAUCGUUUUUGGAUGAGUCUCUACUGGUAUCAGAUGUAAAGCUGUUCCAAAAUGUUUUCCUUCAUAGGAAUGUUCCAUAAACACAUCAUUCUUUCCAGUUUUCCCUAACCCUAACCCUAACAAUCUUUCCACUAACAACAUAUCCCAUUUGGUUUUAUGUCUUAUUUUCUUAGUGUUUAUCUUGUAUAGACAUUUCUAUACCAGCCAGUUAUAAAUCUGGCCAUGUUAUCUUUUAUGCAUGUUUAGGCAACAUUUUGGUGUUUAGGAGUUUAUUAGUGUAGAAGGACAUUUAUCACUACUGAUAAAAAUGUGUACUGUACAUCUAUCAAUAUAUCUACCCUGGAGA
Molecule: messenger RNA, 2520 nt
Organism: Tachysurus vachellii
Lineage: Eukaryota; Metazoa; Chordata; Actinopteri; Siluriformes; Bagridae
Product: DNA-directed RNA polymerase II subunit RPB1-like
Exons: 11
Coding region: 235-1629 (464 amino acids)
Source: RefSeq, a predicted model, not a curated record